CCGGACAGGACAGAGCUGGGGCCCACUAUAACUCAGGGGGCGACACAUUGGCUGCAUCAUUAUUCUUUUUGGGUAUCUAUUUGGCCUCUUCAGGGGCUUCUGGACUCUGAGGAGAACCUAAAGAUCUCAUUAAGGGCCCCUAGGACCCCCUAUAGGGUUCAGAAACAGCUCCAACUAGAGUAUGGGCAAGGAAGAACACCCUCAUCAGGACCUCUAACUGUCCUUAGACUCUACUGGUAUCACCCCUUAUAAUUUUACACCACUUUUCUAUUAUAACUUUAUUCUCACCAUUAUCUGGACCGCUUCUCUGAACCUUUCCCUGUGUUACGUGACUUUUUACGGAUUUACAGCAAUUUCACCACACGACUAGUAAUGAACUGACCCUGGGACCUAUAGCUGGAUACAUUGUAUCUGUUUGGAUGUUGACAAUGAAACGCUUGGCUUUCUGUCCCCUCCUGCUGGCAUUGAGCUUACACUAUGGAAUCUGCUGUGGCGAGCAGGGGAUUAGACUGGAGACCCUUCCAAGUGAUGCGCAAGAUAUUACCUGUACAGGGGAUCUUCAGUGCAAUUCCUCGGAUACGUUCUGUAUCGGCGGAGAGAUAGAAACGGCAGAAUUUCCGGUUUUGGUACCAACGGAUAUAAAAGCGAAAACCGUGAAGAGGUGCGAUGAUAAGGGUUGUCGGCUCUGCGUUCAAGUCACGAUGGAGAUGUCUGUGGCCUUCAUAUCAGAAUUCUCUGAUGAGCUCGGCUCAGGUGACUGUGGCGACUACGACUACGAUGAUCUUGAAUAUUCAGAAGAAGACGAUGAACUGACAAAUGUGAGCCUGUAUAUAAGGGUUGACAAACCCAGCAAUGAUUCCUUGCUCUGUGCCAACCUGUUUAUACUGCGGGAAUUUCCAGCCAGCUAUUUCUGCCCCUUGGUGAGGGUUUCAUUGCCUCACUCAUCUAUUCCACGGAGAACAGGCACCGACAACAGCAUUAAAGUGGGAUCCAUAGUGUAUAAUACAGUUAACGCAAUACCUGGCAACGAGCUGAAUAUAACGUCAUACACCUACCCAAAGUACAAAGAGGAACUCAAUGUGCACCAUAACUUGCCAGGUUGCCGUGAAAUAGACCAAGAGGAAAACAUUGUGGAAUGUGAAGCACCCACCCUGGAGUUUGAUGGCAUCGAUGACGUGUCUGUUGGUGUAGCUCAAGGAACCACUGCCAGGAACAUAACAUUACGAGUCUAUUAUAAAUCCAAGUAUGAUGGAAAUGACACUUUGCACACAUUAUAUGGAGAUCAGCGUUACAUCGUCCCUAAGGCAGACAUUGUGCCAUGUUUGUGCUUUCAGGCGUGGUACAGUGACAUAGUGAAUGUGGCGGAUGCUGUCAGAAACGAAUGCUGCCCAUUUACAAACCAUUCAGAGGAGAAAGUUCUGAGGGACAGUGUCUUCUCCGUAACCAUAAAGGACAACAUGGCGCUCUAUCACCUGUUGGCGCCUUGUGAUUUAUCCGCUGAACUAUCACUUUGUUGGAAAGCCGGUGACCACUCAUCCUGCCAUGAGAUUCCUCACACCAGGAAGAAGAUAUUAAGCCAGCAAAUUGGAUCCUUGAAGCUGGAGCACCUGCACCCAUCACUCUGUCUUCAGGUGUCCGUUAAAGAGAAAGUCUUGCAUACCUCCUGUUUACCAGAGUCAAGACAAAAGCGGAAUGAAGACAACGUCCUCGUCCUGAAGCAUGACCUCAAAAGCACUUCUUUCUGCUUUGUGGGACAAAACAAGACCAUUACUCUGGAAGAAGCAACUGAACAGAUGAGAAGAGGAGUGGAAUUCCUGGAACAGAAGAUAGUGGGGGACAUCAUCACAGAGCAGUGUGUGAGGAUCUUCCAGUUGGAUGAAAAUCGUGAGUUCUACGCCUGUAAUGUGGCUAAGUAUAUAAGGUCCAGAUGGAAUUGGUCCCGGGUGUUGUGCCUCUUGGCCAUCGCUUGUGUGCUGCUGGUUUUACUCCUAAAGAAUGAGAAUCUCAUAAAGUGGUUAAAGGCGAUGACUGCAGAAAAAUCUCCCCGUGAAAUCUUCAAUAAUCGUUCAGUCUUAAUUCUCUAUUCUCCUGAUGACGAAGAAUAUGAAGACCUGGUGAGAAUAUUUGCCUCUUCUUUGAAGGAUCUCCAGUUGGAUGUCGUCUUGGACCAGUGGCAUCGUAUUGAUAUGAGUAAAAUUGGUCCCCUGCCUUGGUACCACAAGCAAAAAUCGAAAGUUUUGGAGAAAAAUGGCUUGAUCAUCCUCCUUUUCUCUGAAGGAGCCAGAAAGAGGUACAUUGCAUAUCAGGCACAGGACGCAACGCAACACAAGGACCCGGAUCCUUACCAGUCAUUUGGAGCUGUGCUAAACUGUGUACAGUCUGAUUUUUGCAACCAGAAGGCCAAAGGGCGCUAUCUUGUUGCCACUUUCAGUCCCUCCUGUCCGGAUGUUGUCCCAGAACCAUUCACAUCAGUCCCCAUCUAUGAGUUACCAUUAUGUCUUGAAAAGUUAUUGAAGGAAAUUGCAGGAGUCAAUGUCAAAAAACUUGGCCGUAAGCAAGCAAAGAGACUUUCCAACACAAUCCGGGAGAGACUGUCCGGCAAGGACAAACCAAAACUGACAGGCAGUGUCGCGGUGGAAUUACAGCCCUUAGUGCAGAGUCCAAGUAAAGUUUCAUAAAAUAUGGUGGAGGAUGCAAGUACACAUAAGCUGAAGGACAAACUUGACUCAGAAGCGAGUGAACAACAGUGUUCAAUUAAAGGGCUGAAGGAACCGGGAUGUUGCCCAGAAGUCCUGACCGCUCCUCUUGAUGAGUCAGGAAUGGUACGAGACUGGCGCUGCGUUCAGCAAUUUCUCAAUUUGUUUCUAUGAAACGUGACUGUUUUCGCUGUUGUCUGUAUAUGUAUUUUUGUUGUAAUUAUUUCUUAAUUUGUGACUCUCACCUGGGAUUUCAAGAAAAUUAUCGUCAUGAUAAUGAGAAAAUA
Molecule: messenger RNA, 2983 nt
Organism: Bufo gargarizans (Asiatic toad)
Lineage: Eukaryota; Metazoa; Chordata; Amphibia; Anura; Bufonidae
Gene: IL17RC
Product: interleukin 17 receptor C
Exons: 19
Coding region: 420-2678 (752 amino acids)
Biological process (GO): regulation of apoptotic process
Molecular function (GO): interleukin-17 receptor activity
Source: RefSeq, a predicted model, not a curated record